UCUCAGCCAGCCACUCACCCGAGGAAGCUUGAAAGCGGUGGCCUCGGAGGCGCGGAGGAGGCUCAGCGGAAACGGCUGAACUAACCGAGUCAGAGCCUGACCUUAAAACUCAAGCAGAGUGAAGAAAACUAAAAUCCAGUUUAUUGUAUUUCAGUACUAUGUCAUAACAGCCAGAUAAUUUUCCACUUGUUCAUCAAGAUGGAAAACUCAGAUUCUAAUGAUAAAGGAAGUGGCGAUCAAUCUGCAGCACAGCGCAGAAGUCAGAUGGACCGAUUGGAUCGAGAAGAAGCUUUCUAUCAAUUUGUAAAUAACUUGAGUGAAGAAGAUUAUAGGCUUAUGAGAGAUAACAACUUGCUAGGCACCCCAGGAGAAAGUACAGAGGAAGAGUUGCUGAGAAGACUACAGCAAAUUAAAGAGGGUCCACCACCACAGAACUCAGAUGAAAAUAGAGCAGGUGGAGACUCUUCAGAGGAUAUGUCUAAUGGUGACUCUAUAAUAGACUGGCUUAAUUCUGUCAGACAAACUGGAAAUACGACCAGAAGUGGACAAAGAGGAAACCAAUCUUGGAGAGCUGUGAGCCGGACUAAUCCAAACAGUGGUGAUUUCAGAUUCAGUUUAGAGAUAAAUGUUAACCGUAAUAAUGGGAGCCAAAACCCAGAGAAUGAAAAUGAGCCAUCUUCAAGACGUUCUAGUGGAGAAAUUACAGAAAACAACAGCCAAAGGCCAGUAGAAAAUCCACGAUCUGAAGCAACAUCUGCAAGACCAUCUAGGUCAGAACGAAAUUCAACUGAAACAUUAACAACAGAAAUCCCACCUACUAGAGGUCAGAGGAGGGCAAGAAGUAGGAGCCCAGACCAUCGGAGAACCAGAGCCAGAGCUGAAAGAAGUAGGUCACCUCUGCAUCCAAUGAGUGAAAUUCCACGAAGAUCUCAUCAUAGUAUUUCAUCUCAAACUUUUGAGCACCCUUUAGUAAAUGAGACUGAGGGAAGUUCUAGAACCCGGCACCAUGUGACAUUGAGACAGCAAAUAACUGGGCCUGAGCUAUUAAGCAGAGGUCUUUUUGCAGCUUCUGGAACAAGAAAUACCUCUCAAGGAGCAAGUUCUUCAGAGACAGCCAUCAGUGGCGAAUCUACAGGAUCAGGACAGAGACCUCCAACCAUAGUCCUUGAUCUUCAAGUCAGAAGAGUUCGUCCUGGAGAAUAUAGACAGAGAGAUAGCAUAGCUAGCAGAACUCGUUCAAGGUCUCAGACGCCAAAUAACACUGUUACUUACGAAAGUGAACGAGGAGGUUUUAGGCGUACAUUUUCACGUUCUGAGCGGGCAGGUGUGAGAACCUAUGUCAGUACCAUCAGGAUUCCCAUUCGUAGAAUUUUAAAUACUGGUUUAAGUGAGACUACAUCUGUUGCAAUUCAGACCAUGUUACGGCAGAUAAUGACAGGUUUUGGUGAGUUAAGCUACUUUAUGUACAGUGAUAGCGAUUCAGAACCUAGUGGCUCAGUCCCAAGUGGAAAUACGGAAAGGGUAGAGUCACGGAAUGGAAGAGGGAGUUCUGGUGGUGGUAGCAGUUCUGGCUCCAGUUCAAGUUCCAGUUCGAGUUCCAGUUCUAGUUCCAGUCCUAGUUCUAGUUCCAGUGGUGAAAGUUCAGAAGCUAGCUCAGAGUUAUUUGAAGGCAGUAAUGAAGGAAGUUCAUCAGGUGCCAGGCGAGAGGGUCGACAUAGGGCCCCAGUCACAUUUGAUGAAAGUGGCUCUUUACCCUUCCUUAGUCUGGCUCAGUUUUUCCUCUUAAAUGAGGAUGAUGAUGACCAACCCAGAGGACUCACCAAAGAACAGAUUGACAACUUGGCAAUGAGAAGUUUUGGUGAAAAUGAUGCAUUAAAAACCUGUAGUGUUUGCAUUACAGAAUAUACAGAGGGCAACAAACUUCGUAAAUUACCUUGUUCUCAUGAGUACCAUGUCCACUGCAUUGAUCGCUGGUUAUCUGAGAAUUCUACCUGUCCUAUUUGUCGCAGAGCAGUCUUAGCUUCUGGUAACAGAGAAAGUGUUGUGUAAUUAUCUGAACCGUCAGCUGUGUAGCUGGUGUAGUGAUGGGCAAACAGGAAUCACUUGAUUUAUGUCCACUUUUUGAGUGGUGCUUAGCCUAAAUGUAAAGUAACAACUGAAUUGAGUCAUUUCCUUCUGAAAGAAUCCUGUCCUUUCUCCAGCUUCUGUUCCAGAAUUAAAAGAUAAUACUAAAAAAAUUUAGGACCUAAAAAUCUGACUUCAGUACCAGUUGAAUUGGUAGCAUCUCUGUUACCGAUAAUUUAUACUUGUCAGUUUCUCUUUUGUUAUCUUAAAAGAUCUGCCUUAGCAAUGGCUCCUGUCUGUUUCACGUUGAUCUUUAAAGUUUCUCAUGCCAUAGGAGAGAGAGGUUAAGGAAAAAUAAUGUUUCAUAAGUGAUUACUUAAAGUUACGCCAUUCCUAGUUAUUAGUUUACUCAGAUUCAGCCACAUUCUGAAUAUUUGUUCACCUUUCAGACUCGGUGAUACUGGACAUGUCAGUGUAAAUAACACUAAAGAUAUAGAAUCUUCUAAGUGUAUGACUGUCUCCUAAGCCCAUUACUGUGGCACCCUAUAGAGUGAGCUUAUAGUUUGAGAUAUUUAUCUUGUGGAAAUAUUAAAAAGCCUAUGCUUGUGUACGUGAAGAAGUCACAUUCAUUUGUUUAAAGAUGUAAAGCUAUUUUGUAGAGGCUCAGUACUUUUCCAAUGCACUGUUGUAUUAAUGCAUUAAAAAUUGUAAAGUACCAUGCUUAGAAAUGAGAAAACUGCUUUUUGUGAAUGAACAUAGUAAAAAACACAGCAAAGUAUGAAGCUGCUUUUUUAAAUGUGUAGGUGUCAAGAGCAGAACAUAUCUAUAAUAUUUAAUGUUUAUGAACAGCUACAGUGACAUGAAAAGGACCAUGCAGAAUCAAACUGAGUGAAAGACCAAUGGAAAUUUUGUAUUUUGACUUGGAUUUAGGCAGGUACUGAAAGAUGAGGGUACAGAAAACUGCUCUGAAGUUUUCCUGAGGACUGUAGUAAUACAGACAUUGACUGGUUUCAUAUGGUGAGAGCAGUAGCAGCUUGAUCUUGUAUCCUACUUGAAUAGAGGAAACAGAAUAAGCAAAUUUAGCAGAGCUCUCUUUGAUUUAAAGAAAAUGAACCAUUGCCACCUAGCACAAGUUAAAUUGAUGUUUUUACAAAUCUCAAAUUUAAAAAAACCCAUGGAGGAAAGAGACUAUAGACCACUUUUAGCACAAAAAUUGCAGUUGGUACAGACACAUGCUAAUAGGAAAGUCUCGAAUGUGCUUGUUUUCAAGAUUUGUUAUGUAAGGUACUAGUGCACACUUGUUAAUAUUUCAUUACUGUCUCUAGUACUGUCUCUAGUACAGAUAUACAGGUCACAUUUAAAGACCUAUUGAAUUAAGGAGUUUUUAUACUUUGUUCAAAGUGAAUCAUGAUCGGUUAAGAUUCAAAUUUCAAUUGUGAUACCCAUAUUUGAACGAAACUGCUGAUUCACUCUCCAUUAAUGUGCAUUUUAUGUUGUUUUCUUAGUGGUAAGAAUAGAUUUGUGAUAACCCCAAAAACUGUUGCCUGAUUUCUCUUUUAAGGCCAGUUGGGGUCAAGAUUAGUCUGGCUAUGGGGCAGAUUUUUUGUUUUUUGGGGGGAAAGCUAAUGGGCCAGAAGAGAAAUUGAACACAUCCUUGGCAUUUAACACCACAAAAUAAAAAUGAGCUAAUCAUCCAGAUAUAGGUAAAUACAAAAUAAGUCUGUUUUCAGAAUUACCUGGCUACUUUCACUAUUAUCAGCUUGGCUGUAAAGUUUAUUUCAAAGCUCAUUCUAUCAUAUUUUCUUCUGGCUUUCAAUCCUACCUACCUAUUAAAGAAAUUGUAAAUAUGGUAGUUGUUUACUGAGGAUAUGUACUGCUCUUGCAAGAAAAUAAUAUCCAAACAAAGCUUCACUUUUUUAAAAUAUAAGCAGAUUUCACUUUAUGGCGCUUAUGUAAUACGUUUUAUUUAAAAAUUUUUUUCCAUGUAAAAAAUCUUGAUUCCUUUAUAUUUGUGAGCCUCUUUGUCUCCUAAGGGUGUAAUCUAUGGUUUUCAGAUCUACAGGGUAGUCUUGAUUGGCUAAAAAAACUUCCAUUCGUCCUCUUGGAAUAAAAUGUUCUCUUGAUGGAACAUUCAUUUUAAUAGUUUAAAAUGAGCAGCAGCACAUCAUAAGUAUAAUUGAAAGUUACUGACAACAGGUACCUCACUAGCCUCCCAAAAUAUAUUACUCACUUGUGAAGUAUUAAAAGUAAGAGGUAACUCAAGCAGAAUGCUGGUUAUGAAUGUAGAUGUUGAAGCUGUUCAUAAACACUGGAAGUAGAACUCUCACGUUGUUGAAUGCACAUAUUGGACCCUGUAUAUGUGGAUACCUUUUUUUUAAUAGGAUUCAUCCAUUGGCUUUAGAAUGAAUACAAAUUUUUAGUGGAAUUUGCUACUUUUCAUUUUGCAAAGUCUAUGACUAAUAUACUUACUGGUGUUGUAGACAUUGAAGACAAAGUGGAUUAUAGGUGUCAGAUGUUCAGUGGAGAAUACAAAUUGUUUUUUCCCCACCAGCAUCCAAACACCUACUCUUGGGAGAGCAUUUUCUUGCAAAAGACUACACUUCAUUUUUUGUCUUUGCAUUUUCUCUAUUACAGAAAUGUUCUGUCUUUAAGACCUACUUUGAACUUCAUGCAGUAAUAGGAAUAAGAAAAUACUGAAAGAUUACAUUGUUCAAAGCAUAGCGGAAAGUACUACAAACUGUAUUUCCUUGAAUAUUUCAGUUGAUAAAAAUUAAUUUACUGUUAUGAAAUGUUUGUGGUGUUUUGUUUUUAACUCCAAGCAGCAGAGAAGGUUGGGAUUAUUACUACUAGAAGACAAAAUCAAACAAGUUAGGUUAAAACAUUUUAGAUCCCAGCAACACAAGAAGUGGAUCAUACUAAUUUGGAAUAUUUGCUCUAAAAAGAACACAUUAGUUAUACUUCAGUCAUGUUAAUGGAGGUGGGGACUGAGAAAACUUCACAUUAGUGUUGGAAUGUAGUUGAUAAUUGCUCAGAUCAUAAAAUCUUUAGCACCAGGAAAUACAUAAAAACUUUAAGAAUGUGAUUGAUGGAAUUCCUCCAAUCUUAAGAUUAGAAAACUGGUUAGCUUUAAGUAUUACCUCAAUUAAUGUCUCCCCCUCCCCCAAGGAAGACAUCCUUUCCAUGCCAAGUAUUCUUACUGUAGUGUCUGUCUCAUUUAUGAGAAAAAUACUACUUAGUAUGCUUUGUAUUUAAACACCUGCUUCCCAAGUAAACGCAACAUGAAUGGGUCGUGAAUUAGCUAUGACUUUCAGUCAGUUCCCCCAAAUACCCAUGGAAUAUGUAAAUGUUAAAUGCUUCUUAAAAGCCCAUUUUUACAGCUUGCAUUCUUACAGUAGCACCUUGUGGUUGACUUUUUUUAAAAUGGGGGUAUUUUUA
Fukomys damarensis (Damara mole-rat) is the source of this 5499-nucleotide messenger RNA. RefSeq names its product ring finger protein, LIM domain interacting (gene Rlim). The record is from RefSeq and is a predicted model, not a curated record. Gene Ontology annotation, molecular function: ubiquitin protein ligase activity. Bases 199 to 2049 code for a protein of 616 amino acids. NCBI's taxonomy places the organism in Eukaryota, Metazoa, Chordata, Mammalia, Rodentia, Bathyergidae. Gene Ontology annotation, cellular component: cytoplasm; nucleoplasm. The transcript is spliced from 6 exons. Gene Ontology annotation, biological process: random inactivation of X chromosome; protein ubiquitination; ubiquitin-dependent protein catabolic process.